This is a messenger RNA of Caenorhabditis auriculariae, 2406 nucleotides long. NCBI's taxonomy places the organism in Eukaryota, Metazoa, Nematoda, Chromadorea, Rhabditida, Rhabditidae. The record is from the annotation of a GenBank genome assembly.
AUGGGACGAAGCAGAAGUCGGAGCAGAGGUAAGAGCCACGCAUUUUGUGGACUAAAUGACUCAGAAAUUGAUUUAGUGUUUUUCUGCAGACCGUCGUCGCCGAUCCAGAUCACGGUCGGGCGAUCGCAGACGCGAUCGUAGUCGCGAGCGACAUCGCGAUCGCGACAGGCGUGAUCGCGACGGCGAUCGUCGUCGGCGAAGCACCAGUCGCGAGAGAAAGUCGCGGAGCAAGUGGGUUAUGGAGAGAGAGUCUUGGUGAUGAUCGGAAGUUGCAGAAGUCGCGAGCGAGGAGAUCGCCGGAGUCGCAGCCGCAGUCGCGACCGAAAGGAGCGCGACAGACGACGCGACAGUCCGCGAAGGGAUAAAAAACCUAAGAAAGGUACUGGAAAAUGGCUUGAAAGUUGUAGAAAAAGUUCCGGGAAAUCUUUUAUUUUUUCUCGUAACUGUUACACUAUUUCGAAGAUCGCGAUGAAGUUCGCUGAGUUUUGCUCAACAGCUCGCUAACCCUCCCAGAAGAAUUUUUGAACGGACGUUUCAAGUUUUUUGGCCGUUGGACAGUUUCGAACUUACAGAAAAAAAAAUAGCUAAUAGAGUUUUUAGAAUCUUUCAAUUCAACGCGAGUGUAGUUAUCAUGUUAAAAUCUUUUUUUUUUCAUUUCGAUUUCGGGACACGAGAUUUUUGUCAAAUAAGAAAUCCAAACUUGCCGAAAAUUUUUUCAUUUUGCUCAAUAUAUCUCUGGCUGCUUUAAAAUUUCCCCAUUUGAAAAUCAAAAGUUUCUUCAAGUUUCGUAGGUUUUAACGAUUGCUCAAAACCGUUAUGUUCUAGAUUUUUUUUUCAUCUUGCUUAUUUUUAGGAAAAAUGCGCUGCAAAAAUUUUUUUCAGAUUAAUUUUUUUGUCAAUUUUUUUAUUUUUUUAUGAUAAAAUCUUUGUAAAAAAUUACCUUUCGCUAUUAGAAUAAUAUUUUUUUUCAAUUCUUCGUUUUCAGCGCCUUUUUCACUUGAAAAUUUCAAUUAUUCUGUCAUUUUUCUGCAACACAAGCAGUUUAUAUAAUAUUUAAUUGUACUUUCUUGAACGAGAUUUCAUUUGCAGAAGAGAAAAUCGAUAUGGAAUCCCUGGCCGGCGCCGAUCAGGAAAUGAUGGCCAUGAUGGGCUUUUCUGGCUUCUCUACGACUAAAAAUACUCAGGUAACACGAAAAUUUUGACCGCAAACUGUCUAGAAAUGGAACAUUGAGCUUAAAAAAUCGAUAAUUGAUCAUAAGUCAGUCAAAAUUUGAGUUUUUAGCACAGUUUUGACAUUUGGAAUUAUUUUUGGAAGUUGGAAGUAAGAUUUCAUUGAACUUUAAAGCGAAAUUGAUAAGUUAUUUAUGGACCUAAUUGCAGUUUUCACCUGUUUAAGGUAAAUUUUUUGAAAGUUUUUUUCCUUUCAGUUAAUAAAUUGAGCCAUGAAUUAAUUUUUAUUUGCCCUCUACGAAACGUAAAAUUGACCUCAAUUUGUUUCAAAUCAUCGGCCGCCAUGUGAUACUCCGCCAUGUGAAAACCGGUUUUUCCUUAUCUUUGUGGCCGUUUUUUUUUUUCAGAUUUUCUCGUCAUCCAGGUUUUCACUAGUUUUCCAGGUGCAGUUGGAAAUCGAAUUUCACUUGCUUUUCCAUUUUUUCAAUUUUUUUUAAAAAAAGACUAUUGAGAAGCUUGGAAGAUGGUCGAUUUUGUGGCAUAACCUUGUUUUUUAGCUUUUUAGUAGCUUUUUGCCGCGAAAUUUUUUAUAAAUUUUUAAAAACUUUCAAGUUGAGAAAACAUGAAAGUUUUUUUCAAAAAUACGUCCCUUAACUAAUAAGUAUAGACCAAAAAAAGAGUUUUUUUGACUUAAUUUUUCACAGUUUCUGGUUAGAAAAGCGGUGAAUGAGUUAAAACGAUCAUUUUAAAACGUUCAAGAAAAAAAUUUAGAUCUUUCAGAGAAUUUUUUUCGAGUUUCUUUUUGCAGUUUCUGAUCAGAAAAGGGACGAAAGAGUUCAAGGAAUUGAUUUUUUUAACAUCCAUUUUUUUCAAAUAUCUCUCUUCAAACAUACAUUUAAAUAAUUACGGUCCCAAAUUUAUCUUUUUUUUUACUCGUACAUCUAAAAUUGACGUUUCUUUGUAUUUUCUCAAAAACUUUUAAAUUUCCUAUUGUUCGAGGUCGUCUAUUUUCUCAGGAACAUGAAUCGAAACAUUCAAGAAUUCAUCAUGUUCCUACUCAUACCAUCCAAAAUCCACUCUUUUUUCGAAUUGUUUCCUCAGAAAACUUCUAAAUUCGUUUGGUUGCAGGUUGAAGACAACGUCGACGGAGUCGUGAACAUCAAGAAGCCGCGACGCUACCGACAGUACAUGAACCGAAAAGGAGGAUUCAAUCGGCCCCUCGAUUUCAUUGGAUAA